Molecule: messenger RNA, 4188 nt
Organism: Mizuhopecten yessoensis (Yesso scallop)
Lineage: Eukaryota; Metazoa; Mollusca; Bivalvia; Pectinida; Pectinidae
Product: SCY1-like protein 2
Exons: 17
Coding region: 100-3240 (1046 amino acids)
Biological process (GO): protein phosphorylation
Molecular function (GO): protein kinase activity; ATP binding
Source: RefSeq, a predicted model, not a curated record
CGUUACUUCCUCUGUAGAAACAGUCUGUCAACGUGAACGAGUGAAGUCUACAAACAAAAUAGGGAAAGAAAGUGUAAAUGUUGACAAAACUAUGACGUGAUGGAUAUGUUUAACAAAAUCCGAAGUGCUGUUAGCAGUGCUUUACCGGGAAACCCGCUGUCAAAGGACUUUGAUGUAUUAAACCAGGUAGCUAGUGGUGGUUCAGGCUUGUCCUGGAAAAUCUACAAUGGGAUAAAACGAACAUCAAAACAGGAAGCUGCUGUGUUUGUCUUUGACAAGAAGACACUUGAGAAGUAUUCCAGACGAGAUAAGGAGAUAAUUAUAGAAUGUUUGAAGAAGGGCGUGUCCCAGUUGACCCGACUGCGUCACCCUAAAGUGCUGUCUAUCCUUCACCCCCUGGAGGAAUCACGAGAGACAUUAGCCUUUGCAACAGAACCAGUGUUUGCCUCAUUAGGCAAUGUCCUUGGCUACCAUGACAACCUACCCAAUCCGAUGCCAAGACAGUUGGCAAAUUUCAGUUUGUACGAGGUGGAAAUCAAACACGGGCUCCUGCAGGUAGCUGAGGGAAUCAGUUUCCUCCAUCAUGAUGUUAAACUCCUCCAUAGUAACCUGUGUCCUGAGAACAUCAUCAUCAACAGGGAUGGAGUCUGGAAACUGUUUGGGUUUGAGUGUUGUAUACCUAACACCAAUUCUCAAGAUCAGUGUCCACUGUUUGCAUUCCGAGAAUGGGAUUCUGAAAUUCCUCCAAUCGCUCAGCCAAACCUUAAUUACUUAGCGCCGGAAUAUGCUCUCACCAUGAACUGUAGUUUGGCUAGUGACAUGUUUUCUAUUGGCGUACUUAUCCACACAAUAUUCAACAAAGGGAAGCCACUCUAUGAGUGCAAAGAGCAGCUGUCACAGUUCAAGAAAUUUUCUGCUGAGCUACAGAAGUUUAGAUCGUCCCUACUUGGGAAUGUGCCUAAUGAACUACACGAAUAUGUCAAGUUAUUGCUGAACUCCGAACCUACAGUGAGACCUGAUCCGGAUCAACUGACCAAGAUACCAUUUUUCGAAGAUGUGGGUUGUAUGACUCUUCAGUACAUGGAUUCAUUAUUCCAGAGGGACAAUCUACAAAAGUCACAAUUUUUUAAAGGCCUUCCAAAAAUUAUCUCAAAACUGCCAAAGAGAGUGAGUCUUCAGAGAAUCCUGCUGCCUCUCCGGAAAGAGUGCGUAAACCCGGAAAUGGUGCCGUUUAUCCUGCCUAAUAUUCUACAAAUCGCAGAACAGAGCACAGAUGAAGAAUAUCUCGUACACAUCCUGCCAAUACUUAAACCCAUGUUUAAACUCAGGGAACCACCACAGAUUCCUUUGACUUUCAUGCAAAACAUGAACCUGUUGCUGAAGAAGACUCCUCAAGGAGAAAUAAAAAACCAUGUGAUACCGAUGAUUCACCAGUGUUUGGAGGCGGCGAGUCCUCAGCUACAGGAAUUGUGCCUCUCCAUUGUGCCAACUUUUGCAGAGCUGAUUGAAUUUAGCUCUUUGAAAAAUUCCAUCAUUCCAAGGAUUAAAAAAUUGUGUCUUUCAACAGGUGUAUUAGCUAUUCGGACUAACUGCCUGUUGUGUAUCGGUAAACUGUUAGAAUACCUGGACAAGUGGACUGUUCUGGACGACAUAUUCCCCCUCCUCCCCCAGAUACCCACCAGGGAGCCAGCAGUACUGAUGAGUAUACUAGGAAUAUACCAAGUUACGCUGUCUCAUGUCAAACUGGGGAUUACCAAAGACAUCAUGGCUACCAAAGUCUUACCAUUCAUCAUCCCCCUGGCAAUGGACAACAACCUAAACCUUCAUCAGUUCAAUGCCUAUAUGUCAGUGAUUCGGGACAUGCUGGGUCGCAUGGAGAAGGAUCAGCGGGCCAAACUCGAACAGCUCGAUCAAAUGAAACAAGAGCAACAGACCAUUCAAAUUACAAAGAUCACCUCCUCAAACGACAAUGAGCUGGUCAGUACUGGUGAAGAGGCUGGACAGCAGUCAAUGAUGGGCAAAUUUCUGAGUGGGUUUGGUAUCAGUGGAAUGAUGAGCGGUGAAAAGUCGGCCCCAAGGUCAAGUAGCACCACCCCUGUCAGCAGUAGUGGGGAAGUUGUGAAGAUUGAGGAGGAAAACCACCAGGCAGCUAUCCCUAUCAGUCAGCCAUCAAAGACAUUAUCAUUGGAAGAGAAGCAGAAAUUGGCAAAACAACAGGAACAGCAAAGACUUUACAAAGCCCAGAAACCUUUAGGCACAGCAGCCAGUUCUUCAACAAAGUCCCCACAGACCUCUCGAGCUCCAAACACAGGGGUCAAGGACCUGACGUCCUCUCUCAUGGGUUCCAAUCUGAUUGGAAUACCUCCCUCGGCAAAUAAAACACCAAUGAACGUGAACAGAUCCAGCAACCAUGGGUCUGCUGGCAUGGCAACGAACACUUCUAUGAAUUCAAGUGCUGCAAGGACUACUGCAUCUGUGUUUGGAACAAAUUCUGUGCCAGCAAAUAGAACUAUGGGGCAACCUUUAGGUCAAAGUUCAAUGGGUAUGUCUGGUGGAAUGGGUCAAAGUUCAAUGGGUAUGUCAGGUGGAAUGGGUCAAAAAUCAAUGGGUAUGUCAGGUGGUAUUGGUCAAAGUUCAAUGGGAAUGUCAGGAGGAAUGGGUCAAAGUUCAAUGGGUAUGUCAGGAGGAAUGGGUCAAAGUUCAAAGGGAAUGUCAGGUGGAAUGGGUCAAAGAUCAAUGGGUAUGUCAGGCGGAAUGGGUCAAAGUUCAAUGGGUAUGUCAAGUGGAAUGGGUCAAAGCUCAGUAGGAAUGUCUGGUGGUUUUGGAAUGAAUCCAAAUUCUACAAUGAUGGGACAAAAUAGUGUGUCAGGUCAGAAAGUGAAUAUGUCGUCCUUUGACAAUUUGUUGCCUAUGUCAUCAAGUCAACAACCACAAAUGUCUUUGAACCAAAUGUCCCAGUCAAAUGUCAGACCUCCACAACAACAAACUUUAAAUUCAAAUCAAUAUGGAAUGAUGGGGAGCAAUAUGGGUACCCCAAUGGCUGGUAUGGGUCAGAUGUCUGGAAUGGGAAGUGGACAGUUUGGUGGAAGUCAGGGCUACAUGCAGAACUCCACAGGCAUGCUACAGCCAAUGGGAUCACAGCUACAGCAGCCAAUGGGAAGCCAAGGAAUUCAACCAAUCACAUCUCAAGGAAUGUCAAACAACUCAUCAUCCAAUGAUCUGUCUGAUAUAUUUGGUUAAUAGUUAAUGUAUGCAGGGGCUUUACCGUAUUCGAACAAAUUAAUACCCCAUGUCCCUGAUAAUCAUUCCUUAUCCUUUUUAGGGUGUUUGACCUUCUCAACCUUAACAAUAACUUUCAAACAAGUUUAAUUUAUGUUUUUGUUUUUGAGAAUUUUGGAGCUGCAGCAGUUAUUCCUAAUUAUCCAUAUUGCUAUACAAAGCACAUUGGGCCCCUAUCAGGUAAACUGCAGUAACUGUAUAGUGCUGUGUACUCUGAAAAGUAUGACAGUAGCAUGGUUUAAAUGAAAAAUAUACCAAACAAAUUAUUUAUUCUUCAAAGGACAAUGGUAGAAUUAUUUAUCUUAUAAAGGUUUAAAGGGACAACUGUUUAAUUUAAUACAUCAUGUGAAUUCAUGGUUGGAAGAAAAGUACUAUUUCCACAAACUUACAGUCAUAUCACCAGAUUUAUUAGUGAUGUUGUAAUCUUUAGAUAGCAUAUCAAUUUGAAUAUACUUUUUGGUAUAUUUAUGGUUGAUUCUAUUAAGGGAUGUGCAAUGACAGCCAAUCAUAGUAGUUUCUUAUGUCAUCAAGCUUAAGUGUAAUACAUUGUACUGUAUGUCAGAUUACAGAGGAAUUAUAGGACAACCUGUUGUUUGUAUGUUCCUGUAUAUGUCAGAUUACAGAGGUACUAUGGGACAACCUGUUGUUUGUAUGUUCCUGUAGAUGUCAGAUUACAAAGGUUUUAUAGGACAACCUGUUGUUUGUAUGUUCCUGUAGAUGUCAGAUUACAAAGGUUUUAUAGGACAACCUGUUGUUUGUAUGUUCCUGUAGAUGUCAGAUUACAGAGGUACUAUAAGACAACCUGAUGUUUGUAUGUUCCUGUAGAUGUCAGAUUCCAGAGGUACUAUAAGACAACCUGAUGUUUGUAUGUUCCUGUAGAUGUCAGAUUCCAGAGGUUCUAUAGGACAA